AUGGCUAGAAAGAAGUCUGCUGCCAAAAAGGCAAGAGAGGCCGCUGAGCAAUCUGAUAAACCGGAAAUUACGAAAAAUGUAGAAAAAACUGCAGAAGCUCCUCAAAGAGUUCAAGAACAAGAAUACUCAGAAUCUGAAUCAGGCUCAUCUGAUGAAUCCGAAGAUGAAUACGGAGAACUUAUCACUGAGGGGAUUGAAAAUGGUAUCAAUGAGGUUUUAAAUGCCAUCAAGACAAAUCCCAAAAGUCUCUUGGAUCCAAAUGUAAAAUUUUUCAAUGAUCCAAUUGCUGUUGGUGGUGAGAAGGUGAAGGGAAAAGAAGAUAAGCCAAUCUAUUUAAAGGAUUACCAUAGAAUGAAUUUACUUUCUGGUGAUUACAAGAAUGACGUUGAAGAUGAAGACAAUGAAUUUGGCACCGUAGAUGGUGAAAAACCAUUCGUAGUAACUGAAAGAGAAGACAGAAACAAAUUACUUUCAGACAUCAAAAAUGCCUUCAAUGAUGACGAGGGAGAUGAUGACAGUGACGACGGAUUUCUUAAGAAAAAGGUUGCUAAGACUAGACGUGAGCUUUUAGAUGAGUCUACUGGCAGCUUGCCGGAUCCUAACAAAGACGAGAACGAAUUCUUGAGUGCUUUUGUUGAUAAGAAGGCAUGGAUCCCCAAGGAGAAUGAUAAGGUUAUAAACUUGGAUAGAGUUGAAGAUGAGGACGAUGAAGACUUUGACGAUGCUGUUGAACAAUUCGAACACGCAUAUAAUUUCAGAUAUGAAGACCCUAAUGCUGCAGAGAUUGUUUCAUAUGCGAGAAAUCAGGCUACAUUAAGGAGAUCUGCUACGAACAGCCGUAAGAGACAGAGAGAAAAGGAAAACGAAGAAAGAGAGCAAGCUGAAAAGGAAAAGCAAGAGCAUUUGAAAAAGAAAAAGAUAUCCAAGGUUAACGAAGUUGCUGAUAGACUAAAGAAGAUAAAAGAAGCCGUUGGCGAUGAAGUGCCUGACGAAGUGAUUGAGAAAGUGUUUGGAAACUCGUUGCUAAAUGAUGACUUUGAUGAUACCGAUUGGGACAGCAAAAUGGCUCAAAUUUUCGAUGAGCAGUACUACGAGGUUGAAGUAGCAAAGCCUGAGUGGUCCGACAAUGAAGAAGAUGUAGAAGUUGGAGAAGAGGAAAUGGACGCAGAACCACCUGUGAAGAAAUCUAAGAAGGAUAAGCUCAAGGACAAAAAGACAGCAAAGAAGGAAAAGGAAUCUAUCAAGGAAAAGGCUCAAGAAAUUGUAGAAGCCAACACUUUGAGAUUACUCGGCGAAGUCGUAGAAGAAAGAGGUCGGUCAAAGAAGAAGGACGUAGAUGCAGAGGUGAAGUUCAAGUACAGAGAAGUUUCUCCAGAGGCAUUUGGUUUAACAACAAGAGAUAUUAUAUUAGCUGAUGACAAACAAUUGAAUGAAUUCAUAGGGUUGAAAAAAUUUGCACCUUAUAGAGCAAAGGAAUUGAGAAUGAAGGAUAAAAGAAAGUACACCAAGUCUAAGCAUUUGAAAGAGUGGAGAAAGGAAACUUUUGGGAAGUCCAGAAAAGCGCCUGAAGAAGUUGAAGGUGACGGUAGCAUAUGGGUUCCAGUUGAAGGUGGUGAAGAUGUGGGAAGAAGCAGUAAGAAGGAUAAGAAGGAUAAGAAACAUAAGAAGAGCAAAAAAUAG
This is a messenger RNA of Dujonia railenensis, 1680 nucleotides long. NCBI's taxonomy places the organism in Eukaryota, Fungi, Ascomycota, Pichiomycetes, Serinales, Debaryomycetaceae. The record is from the annotation of a GenBank genome assembly.